Messenger RNA from Physella acuta, 1080 nucleotides. RefSeq names its product gastrula zinc finger protein xLCGF3.1-like. The record is from RefSeq and is a predicted model, not a curated record. Gene Ontology annotation, molecular function: DNA-binding transcription factor activity, RNA polymerase II-specific; RNA polymerase II cis-regulatory region sequence-specific DNA binding. Lineage: Eukaryota; Metazoa; Mollusca; Gastropoda; Physidae. Gene Ontology annotation, biological process: regulation of transcription by RNA polymerase II.
ACAACAGUGGGUUUUAUCAGCACUUUAGAUUACAAGUGUGAUUCCAGACUUCAGGGGGACCCCAGAUAAACUUGAUUCAUUUAUGACAUGGAUUUUUCAAUUGACAUGAAACCGGAUGUCUCAAAUAUACAUUUUGAUACUGACCCCACAUGUGAACUUAAUGAUCGAAUUAAGUCCGAAAUUAACGAUGAUGUUAACUCUUCUUUGGAAGACACCUAUUUCACUGGCCUUCAAGUUUCUUUCAAAACAGUCGUUGACAGAGUUGUUCAUACUGUUGUUUGCAACUUGUGCAACAGAUCAUAUAACAGAUUGACUAUUUUAGAAAAUCAUCUUUAUAAACAUUUAACAGAGAAGAAGCAGCGUAAAGUUUAUAAAAACGAAAAGCCUUACAUUUGUAAUGUUUGUGGUAAACAGUUUUCUUUCAGUAGUCAUUUGCAACAACAUUAUCUUGUGCAUACUCAAGUUAAACUUUAUGAUUGUGAUACUUGUGGUAGAUCAUUCUCUUUCAAAAGUAAUUUGAAAAAGCAUUAUGUUGUGCAUUCAGAUGUGAAACUUCAUGCUUGUAGUGAGUGUAAUAAGUCAUUUUCUACAAAACGUUACUUAAAAAUACAUUUCAAUCGUGUUCAUGUGAAGGAGAAUCCUUUUCCUUGUGGAAUUUGUGGCAAGACAUUUUCUCUAAACAGCCAAUUAAAACGACAUUUACCUAUGCACACAAACAAAAUUGUCAGCUGCUGUGAUGUUUGUGGUAAAAAAUGUUCAACUCUGGGUCAUUUAAAACUGCAUUAUGUUGUCCAUAGAGAAAUGAAGCCUUGUCUUUGCACUGUAUGUGGCAAAGCAUUUUCUUCAGAUAAUAGCUUAAGACAGCAUUAUAUUGUUCACACAAAAAAAUUAAAUGAUCAAUUACAUAGUGUUGUUUGCAAUUUGUGUAACAAAAGUUUUGAUAAAAUAGAUGUUUUAAAAUCCCAUCUGUCUAAGCAUUUGGCUGAGAAUUUAAAUUUCAUAAAUGAAUGCAGAUCCUUGAAGAACACUGAUGACCAAACUCAUACAUCUGUGCAUCCUGAUAUAAAGCCCUAUUUGUGA